GAAAUUCUCAGGAAAGGAAAAUCGGAGAGAGCGAACUUUCGAUCUGCCAACCUCAAUCAACCGACAAAAGACCAUCCGUUUUUGCAGGCCUUAAUUCCAACCUGGUGCGUUGACGGCUUCACUCCAUUCCUUUUCUUGAAAUAAAAUCUUACUAACCUUCCUUCCCACCGACAGUCAAGAUGGGUGCCCUCAAGUACGUCGAAGAGCUUCAGAAGAAGAAGCAGUCGGAUGUCCUGCGAUUCCUCCUCCGAGUCCGCUGCUGGGAGCUCCGUCAAUUGAACGUCAUCCACCGCGCUUCUCGCCCUUCGCGCCCCGACAAGGCCCGCCGUCUCGGUUACAAGGCCAAGCAGGGAUACGUUAUCUACCGUAUCCGUGUCCGUCGUGGUGGUCGCAAGCGACCUGCCCCCAAGGGUGCCACCUAUGGCAAGCCCACCAACCAGGGUAUCAACCAGCUCAAGUACCAGCGAUCCCUCAAGUCCACCGCUGAGGAGCGUGUCGGCCGCCGCUGCGCCAACUUGCGCGUCCUGAACUCGUACUGGAUCAACCAGGACUCCACCUACAAGUACUACGAGAUCAUCCUCGUCGACCCCCAGCACAAGGCCAUCCGCAAGGAUCCCCGCAUCAACUGGAUCGUCGCCCCCGUCCACAAGCACCGCGAGUCCCGUGGUCUCACCGCCACUGGCAAGAAGUCCCGUGGUCUCAACAAGGGUCACCGCUACAACAAGACCAAGGCUGGCCGCAGAAAGACCUGGAAGCGCCACAACACCCUGUCCCUCUGGCGCUACCGAUAAACGGUUCGCUGACAGGUGUGUGGAGGCGACUGCUGAAAAGGAGCAAGUUUGUGCAUGGGCAUUUGGCAAAAUCAAUUUACGAUGGAGUAAGGUCCUGCUUCAUGGUCUGGUUCAUAUGCUGAGUAGAAUCGGCCGGAGUCACGUUACGUAUUUCAGAAUGGAAUGAAAAUGAAUUCCUACGACAACAACAAAAUUUCACGUUAACUUCUGGCCUCG
Truncatella angustata is the source of this 1007-nucleotide messenger RNA. Its product is annotated as ribosomal protein L15e. The transcript has 3 exons. Gene Ontology annotation, molecular function: structural constituent of ribosome; RNA binding. Gene Ontology annotation, biological process: cytoplasmic translation. NCBI's taxonomy places the organism in Eukaryota, Fungi, Ascomycota, Sordariomycetes, Amphisphaeriales, Sporocadaceae. The record is from RefSeq and is a predicted model, not a curated record. Gene Ontology annotation, cellular component: ribosome; cytosolic large ribosomal subunit. The coding region runs from base 180 to 791 and encodes 203 amino acids.